Colias croceus (clouded yellow) is the source of this 1081-nucleotide messenger RNA. RefSeq names its product major royal jelly protein 3-like. Gene Ontology annotation, cellular component: extracellular region. The coding region runs from base 92 to 1057 and encodes 321 amino acids. The transcript has 6 exons. The record is from RefSeq and is a predicted model, not a curated record. Lineage: Eukaryota; Metazoa; Arthropoda; Insecta; Lepidoptera; Pieridae.
AGCAUAAUGACAAAUAAAAUAUUUAUGGGUCAAUUUUGCUUGGAGUAAAAAUCACCCAAAUAAUAUAGUAUGGAGCGGUGGCCCAUUACAUAUGAAUUGUGAACAUGGUGCAGAUCUAUGGAUGAAAAGCAAGUCGUAUGAAAAAGAUAACAUAAUUGCAAUCAAAGCUGUAAAGUACAUGGAUGAAAUCUUCGUAAGCACGCCCAGGUUAAAGCCUGGUGUUUUGGCGGGUGUAUGGCUCUUGAUUCAAGCAAAUAAGGGGGUCGAAUUGCAACCAUUCCCGGAAUUACGUUCGCACCAUAUUGCUGACUGUAGAGCUUUACAAAACGUCAUCGACAUGCAUUUAGAUAAUUUAGGAAAUCUAUGGGUUCUCGAUAGUGGAAUCAUAGAGACUUUCGUUUCACCCCGCUGCACGUGCCCUCCAAAGAUAGUAAGCAUUAGCCUGCUGUUGAAGAAACUGACUAAACAAAUCGAUCUUUCGCAUUUAACCGAGCCAACUUCCAUGCUACAAAAUAUCGUCGUCGAAUACACCAUUGCAGGAAAACCUUUCAUGUAUGUCUCCGAUGCGUCUCGAGGUGCAAUAAUAGUGUACGACGUCGCAAAAGAGUCGGGUUGGCAUGUGACUGCAUGCUCUGCAUCACCUGGAAUCCAGCUAGCGCUGGUGAAGCGAGGGCUGGCACAAUCCGUUCUAGUGUUGAUUAGUCUUAACAGGCCUGGCAUUAUGGAGCUGGAUACUGGAAUAUUGAAAAGGAAGAACGCUCAUUCAACAUUACGAGUGUUCGGGGAGCAUACGAAACCGGUGGUAUUGUUAGGCUUUCACGCACACCACGUAUAUUUGCGACACACGGAUUGCACAGAUGUACUCUCCUGGGAUACUCGCCUCAUGUAUAAUUCAUCACACUUGACGGAUAUCCAUUCAGCAGGGCCACGACUUGUGCCUACGUCAGUCACUGCCGAUCAUAAACGCAAUUUAUUGAUAUUGGAUUCAAACUAUGGCGACGCAGUUCAAAGCAAUGUUCCUGCGUAUCAUAGAAUUACCUUUGUAAGUCAGCCUUAGAACUGCAAUAAAUUGGAAUAUUAA